ACAUUCUUCUCCUUAACCUGAAACCUGUAACAACGGCACGCUAAAUUUCGCCGAUCAUUUAAUAAUUAAAACGCGCUUGAAUUAUGUCGAAAUCAGAAGAAGCUGAAUCGCACGAUCAUGACUCAAGUGAUUUUGACGAAGGUUCAAAGAAAGGAUUGGAGAAUCUUUUGUCAAAUCCUGCUUAUUUAACAUCAUCUAUGAAGCGGAUUUUAUUGAAAGACAUGAUUAAAAAUCUGCCUGAAGGAGCUCAAAAGCGUGUCAAGGCUUUAAAAAAUCUUCAACUUGAAUUUCUAAAGCACGAAUGCACAUUUUUCGAAGAAGUUUAUCAGCUGGAACGGAAGUAUCAGGAGAAGUAUGAAUCAAUUGCCGAAAAACGGAAGGAUAUCAUUGUUGGAGAUUAUGAGCCCACUGAAGCUGAAUCGCAGCUUAAAUCUGAUGAUGAAGAAGAACGUGAAGAAGAUGCAAUGAUGGAGGAAAAUUUGAAGUCACUCAAAGCUCCCAAACAUGAUGAAAAUGUCAAAGGAAUUCCUGAUUUCUGGCUAACAAUUUUCCGAAACGCGGAAUUGAUUAGCGACAUGAUUCAACCACAUGAUGAACCAUUGUUGAAGCAACUGACAGACAUCAGGAUCAAGUACGACGAAGAUUUGACAUACACAUUAGAGUUCUUUUUCGAACCGAAUGACUACUUCACUGAUUCGGUUCUCACCAAAAAAUAUUUUUUGCGUUGUAAGAUUGAUAGCGAUGAGCCAUUUGCUUUUGAAGGCCCAGAAAUUUACAAGUGCACUGGCUGGAACAUCAACUGGAAGCCUGGCAAGAACAUCACAGUGAAGACGGUCAAGAAGAAGCAGAGACAUAAGGCGCGUGGAGCUGUUCGUACCAUAACCAAGCAGGUGCCGAGUGAUUCAUUCUUCAACUUCUUCAAUCCUCCCGAUGUCCCUGAAGAUGAAUCCAAACUUGAUGAAGAAUCACAAAACAUUCUUGCUACAGAUUUUGAGAUUGGACAUUUCUUGCGUGCUCGCAUCAUUCCACGAGCUGUUUUGUUUUUUACUGGAGAUCUUGUUGAUGAUGAUAGUGAUGAAGACGAUGAUGAGGAAGAGGAAAUUGAAGAAGAGUCUGAAGAAGAAGAGGAAGCACCAGAACCUCCACAAAAGGGAACCAAAAAGAGAUCGAAGGGAGGAAAAGGAGCAGCUACACCAAACCCAGCUGAGUGCCAACAGCAGUAAGCACAACAUCAUGUUUUGAACUUUGGAAGGCUUUUUUUUCUUCAACUCAUCCCCAAGGAUGGAUUUACGAAGCAUCAACGCUUUCCUUUUAUCAUUACAUCAUUUUCUUUUCUCUUUCUUCUUAAUGUUAUGGUCAUACUCAACAUUAUUUUUUUAUUAUACCUCACACGAUUAUUUGGAUUUCUUUUCUUAUUGUCACAAAUAAACAAGAAUUUCAUUACACUCAAAGGUUUAAAUCAUAGAAAUAAAAUAAAUA
Messenger RNA from Clunio marinus, 1479 nucleotides. The record is from the annotation of a GenBank genome assembly. Lineage: Eukaryota; Metazoa; Arthropoda; Insecta; Diptera; Chironomidae.